Molecule: messenger RNA, 93 nt
Organism: Mesorhabditis spiculigera
Lineage: Eukaryota; Metazoa; Nematoda; Chromadorea; Rhabditida; Rhabditidae
Source: the annotation of a GenBank genome assembly
AUGACCCUUCACUCUCUAUUUUUGCUGUUUUUGGCUUACGGGCCAGCGCAGACGACACAGGCAGCAAGCAGGAUUGUGUGCUGUACUGGGUGG